Athalia rosae (coleseed sawfly) is the source of this 4095-nucleotide messenger RNA. RefSeq lists its product as uncharacterized. The record is from RefSeq and is a predicted model, not a curated record. Bases 169 to 3660 code for a protein of 1163 amino acids. NCBI's taxonomy places the organism in Eukaryota, Metazoa, Arthropoda, Insecta, Hymenoptera, Athaliidae. The transcript has 13 exons.
UUAGUUAGUGACGGUGUCUCUCAUGAGGCGGACCUGAAUCGGGGGCUCGAAUCGCGCGGUGGUCCAGAGUUUCCUUGUUGCAAAUACACUCUUCACCUGGCGUUACUAUCGCUCUCCCCCUGAUCGAACGCCGGGAAAAUUUGUCUUUUGAAAAUUGGUAGGGACGACAUGAGUACAAACUCCUCAGCGGGAGACACCGUCAUUUCGACGAAGACGAGUACGGGAACAACGAGAUCCGGGGAAUCGGAUUUUCCCGGAAUCGAUAUCGAGGGGUUGGAUAUCCUUGCCCGGGCAGAAUCGACACCUGUGGCAAGGAAGAGGCACCGGCAGGAACCGAGCUGUUCCAAAACGGAGGUCCCCAUCAAGUCCCCUAAGCGCGCCGACGAAACUCUCGGCAGCCGGAAGAACGAGCGUCUCCGUGAUCGUGGACAGGAGCCGGACGACGCGAGAAUCCUUUCGAUACGGCCAACGCGGGGCACCCCGACGACGACCGUUUGCCAAAAUAGCGCCGAUGUUAUCGACAGCGGGAUUCCAUCCCUCGCGGCCACCGGAUCCGGGAGGGAUGUUCUUUGCAGAAAUAACAAUACGAAAAGACUCAAAGAAUCGGGCGGAAUCCCCGGAAAGGCUUGGGAGGAUCGAAAGUCGCCGCGGAAAAUGCUCCCGGAUGGUAUAAGUGGUUCGAAAGUCGAGGCACAACAUAUGCAGCCUGAGGCGACGGUCGCCGUUCCUCAAGCACAGCGAGCGAAUCAGCAACAGCAUUUGCCGAAAAGACGGGACGAAGCCGCGAGGCUCCGGAAGACCAUACAGUGGCUGGAGGAAGGGGCGCGGAGAAUGAGAGAGGAUCUCGCGACGACACGCGCGGAACUCGACGAGGAGAGAAAGGCCGCCAGGUUGGCUAGGAGGGAACUCGACGCAGCUGUCAAGGAUGCGAAGACUGGCGAGGCGACGAGGUAUCUUCGAAUCAUAUCCGAACUCAAGUCGAGAUUGGCGCAGUCGCCGACCCGGGCACCUUUGGAGUCCACGUCGCCGUCCGCGAAGGCGAAACUUCUGAUUGAGGAUAACCGUCGUCGGGGUUUAGCCGUCCUGAAAAAACGACUCGCGGAGGCCGAAGCUUCCGUUCAGCGGCUCAAGUCAAGCGUCGGCACUCCACACGGCUAUGGGAAACGGGGAACGAACGAGGACGUCAACGCCCGAAAACUGGAAGUUGAAGUGCGAUCCCUGAGAGCCGCGAACAGGAAACUGGAGGAACGGUUACAGGUUGUUGCAGAUGCGGAAAGGACGCGCGCGGCGGAGCUUCGGGUGCAACACGAAAACCACGAGAUGCAGCUUGCGGCGCUGCAAAGAACCCUUCGCGGCGACACAAUACGAAUGAUGGACGAAAUUCGAAGUAAAACAAGGGAAAUCGAAAAGUUGGAAAGACUGGUGUUGGAGGGCUCUCGGAUCCACAAGAAGCUGCGGGCGAAGAAAGACGAUCUGAUGCGAAAGUUGCGCGAGUCGGAACGAAGUAAUCAGAUUCGUCUAACGCCUCGCAUAGGAGAGAUCUCCAACAGCAGCGAACAUGUCGCGGAGGGCUUGUGCAACGGUGUCUGUCAGGCUGCGGCAGAGGUCGAACGUCUUCGGGAACUUGGCGUGGAACAAGAGGAGGUCAUCGAAGUUCUCAGACAAGCUCUCAAGGAAAAGGAACGCAAACUCGAGCGGAUAUGCAACAAGAAGCGGAAGGAGGAGUUCUACAAACAGUGGCUGGAGCUGGAGCCCGUCGUAGAAGUUGACGACGAAGAGGAACACGAGGAGGGGGACAGCGCCUUGUCCAGCGCCCCGUCUUCGCUCUCACCCCAACCCGGUGGAUGCGGGCAGUGCAGGCAACACACCGGUGUCACCAAAGAAGCUUACGAAACGGUCUUGCUGCAGGUCGAGGAGCUGCAGACCAGACUCGUUGAAGAACAGCGAGAACUCGCCCACGCUAAAAGUCAGGUUCGCGACCUCGAGAUAGCUCUGCUCCAGGAGACCAGAGGAAGUCAGAACGGUAAAAGAGCUCUCGGUGAAAAGCUGCGUGAGAUGGAGGAACGCGAGGCCGACUUGAUGGCGGAAGUCACGGAGCUCCGGGAACAGAACGAGCUGCUCGAGUUUCGUGUCCUUGAGUUGGAGGAAACGCCCUGCCUCCGCGACACACCCGACCCUGCCGACAGCGGUAUCGUAUCUCCGGAGCCGAUUCACCUUUACAAGGAACAGCUGUGCAAACAGCGCGAUCGCGCGGUAGCUACGGUGAUUCCGUACAAUACGUACGCCUGUCCCGUCUCUCCGAUACCCCAAAAAACUCCCCUAUCUCUGCAGGAGAGCGGGAUUUUCGACGAGGACGACGAGGGGCACGUUGAACUUGCGAGUUGCGGGACUCAAACGGAUACUCCGGCUGGAGAUCUUCUUCAGGAAGUUCGGCGUCUCCACGAGUUGCGGGCUCGUAUCCAGGAGCGUGCGGUCAAAGUUCCGGUGCCGGUGGUCGAGCCCAGGGCAUCCUCUCCCUCCGACCUCUGCGACGUGUCGCCGUCACUCCUACAGGCCAACUCGAAUCACGCGUAUGAGGCUCGAAUCCGGGAGCUCGAGCAGAGGCUCGCUACCUACGAGGAAGCGGAACGCGACCGGGUGCACGCGAAGAAACUCUCCAAACAAAGAGAGGAGGAACUCCUCGAUGAAAACUACCGGCUCACCGAAACGAUAUACUGGUUUGAGAACGCUCUGCGCAACCAUAAAAAUACGGCAUUGGAUUUCUCGGGCAAUCGGGAUACAGCGGAGUGCGUAUCCCACGCGGGAGAAGCCCAUCGCGAUUCUCACGAUUUUAUAAAACAGAGGAGCGACGCCCAAGCGGAGGUUCUCGAUAGAAUGGAUAUUCACGCCUCGACGGAGCUCCACCCCCGCGAAAGAAGUUCAACAGAGGAUAUCCCGAGCAGUAUUAACCGUGGUAAUGAAGAGGCUGGAUCGAAUGAAAUUGGGCAAGUGGAUGUGCCGGCGCGGGAGGAGUUUCCGGCGACACGGGGCAUUGUGGACCUCGAGUCUCCGGAGGCGAACAAAACUUGUUCAGCGAUCGAACUCGAAUACUCGACUCAACUCGAAGAGCUUCGUUCCAGGAUGGAUGAAGAAAUUUCGACUGAGGAAGUGCUCCUUCGCCGAGGUUCGGGCAAACUCGAAGACAGGCGCGAACAAAUAAAAGCGUACCGAGUACUCGACGAGUGUCAUACAACGGAAAUGAAAGAAAAAGACGAUGAUUCGAUCCAACCGGGGCUGGAAAUUUCCACACCCAUGGACGUGGACGAAGUCUGCGAAGAAACUUGUAAAUCGGAUCAUCCGAUGGAUCUGGUGACGUCUUCGCACGUGACGAUGACAGCGACUUCAGGGCCAGAUACGACGAGUGAGAUCGAACCUUGGACUCUCCUCGUAGCUGCGGAAUUGGCGGUGGAGGCGAAAGAGGGGGAUGUUACCUCCGUCGCUGAGAGCGUCGACAACGGAGCAGAAGAGAUUGUCGACGGAUCGUACGAGGACCGACCUUUUGGGGAUGGUGAAUUUGGCGAGCGUGAAGUCGGGCAUGGUAACGCGGUGGACGCGGACCCGGUAGUGACGAUAAACGAGAUAGAGCCCGAAACGAAGGUAAUCUACUUUCGUUGGAGAUGAAAUCAACUGCUCGGGGUUCCUCCGCGGUGCGUCAGUCAAAUUUUCGGCUAUGUGUUCGCGGGUGCAGAACUCGUACUUCCAACCCCACUGUUCCCUCAGUGGAAGUUGUCGAACUGCAGUCUCCAGACCGGGUUAAAAAGGACGAAUACGCUGCCGCUACUUGGUGAGUCCAAGUGACGAACAGACUUACGUCCGUCGCCUCCUGUUUUUCACGUGCAUCACGAUACAAUCUAUAAAUAUAUCAUCUGUCUCGCUCAAUCGCCUCGCGCCCGCGACACUCACCCCCCGAUCGACGUCUCCGGAAUGAGGAGAAAGACGAAGAACAAGAAGACGAGGAAUAAAGUGCCGGCAAGAAUAUAUUAUAAUAAUGACGUCUGAUAUUUAUUGUUAGAGAACUGUUGAUACUGUAAAUAUCUAAAUUUAUUGUUAGAAACA